AUGGAGCCUUCUCAUGCAGCUCAGCAUCAUCACCACUGGGCCGAUUUUCCCUGCUGGGAAGAGCUUUAUUACAGUUCAGUGAAUCCUGACCACUCGGUGGAUGUUGUUCCUCACCACUUGAAUCCACCUCCGCCCUUUAACAGUCGCCCUCCUCCUCGGCUAAUUCAACCUCUGCCGGAACGGUACCUUAAUCCUGUCGAAGCUACUGCUAAUUUAGGCUCCUCGAUAGAAUCAUCAGAAAGCAAAAAGGCCUCCCCGUUUUCAUAUACUAGCAAAGUCAAAAUCCGUGAAAAGUACCUCAUUGUCGGUUUUAUCAGCAGCGGCACAUACGGCCGUGUUUACAAGGCCAAAGGCAAAAAUGGCCAGGUAGGAGACUUUGCUAUCAAAAAAUUCAAGCCGGACAAGGAGGGAGAAAAGAUAGAAUACACUGGACUCUCUCAGUCGGCCAUCCGGGAAAUAUCUCUCUGCACUGAACUGAAUCACCCUAAUGUUGUUCGUUUGGUGGAAACCAUACUGGAGGAUAAAUGCGUUUAUAUGGUGUUUGAGUACACGGAGCAUGACCUCCUGCAAAUCAUUCACCAUCAUACGCAACCUCAACGACAUGCAAUCCCCGCCCCAAUGGUCAAAUCGAUUCUCUUCCAGCUUUUAAAUGGACUGCUGUACCUUCACACCAAUUGGGUCAUGCACCGCGAUUUGAAGCCAGCAAAUAUUCUUGUUACUUCCAAAGGUGCUGUUAGAAUUGGUGAUCUUGGGCUUGCUCGGGUGUUUCGCAAGCCUCUGAACACACUGUUCUCCGGGGACAAGGUUGUUGUGACCAUCUGGUACCGCGCGCCUGAAUUACUCCUUGGAACUCGACAUUACACCACUGCCAUUGACUUGUGGGCCGUUGGUUGCAUUUUUGCUGAGCUCCUUUCUCUACGCCCCAUAUUCAAGGGCGAGGAAGCAAAGAUGGAUAGCAAGAAGACCGUCCCUUUUCAGCGUAAUCAAAUGCUGAAAAUCAUUGAAAUCCUUGGCUUACCUAAAAAGGAAAUAUGGCCGGGAUUGGCCUCAAUGCCGGAGUUCCCCCAACUUCAAGCACUAUCCAUGGCCUCCGGAUCUGGUCAUUUACAUCAACCGUCCACUCUGGAGCAUUGGUAUACCGUCUGCCUUAAAUGCGGUGGCUAUGCUACGAACUCCCCCGCCGGCACUCCGGGGAAAGAGGGAUUUGACCUGCUUUCGCGAUUGCUUGAGUACGACCCAGACAAACGAAUCACAGCGAAAGAAGCUCUGUCGCACCCUUACUUUACCACUGGCACACCCGUGACGAAAGAUUGCUUUGAAGGGUUUGAGGGCAAAUAUCCCAACCGGCGGGUAAGCCAGGACGAUAAUGAUAUUCGGACUAGCAGUCUUCCAGGAACCAAGAGGAGCGGCCUACCAGACGACACCUUAACCGGUAGGGCGGCAAAGCGGGUUAGGGAGAUGUGA
This is a messenger RNA of Uncinocarpus reesii 1704, 1464 nucleotides long. Its product is annotated as meiotic mRNA stability protein kinase UME5. Gene Ontology annotation, biological process: protein phosphorylation. The coding region runs from base 1 to 1464 and encodes 487 amino acids. Lineage: Eukaryota; Fungi; Ascomycota; Eurotiomycetes; Onygenales; Onygenaceae. Gene Ontology annotation, cellular component: nucleus; mediator complex. The transcript is spliced from 2 exons. Gene Ontology annotation, molecular function: RNA polymerase II CTD heptapeptide repeat kinase activity; ATP binding; cyclin-dependent protein serine/threonine kinase activity. The record is from RefSeq and is a predicted model, not a curated record.